Molecule: messenger RNA, 324 nt
Organism: Tremella mesenterica DSM 1558
Lineage: Eukaryota; Fungi; Basidiomycota; Tremellomycetes; Tremellales; Tremellaceae
Exons: 1
Coding region: 1-324 (107 amino acids)
Source: RefSeq, a predicted model, not a curated record
AUGGUCCCUGUGGAUCAAGUUGGUCCGAUGGAUAUUGGGCAGAAGGAACAUGAUGCCGAUAGGAAGAGGAAGAAGAAGACGAAGACCGAAAACGUACAGCGUUCCGGCUUCGGACCGCGACCGGAGAUGGAGAAGAUGCGUAGCGCGCAGUGGAAGUACUUUGCGGCGUUAUUCUGCGGUUAUCGGUUCCGAACUAUCAAAUACCUCCGUUCAAAACUCGCAGUACGAAGGAAGAUAAGACAAAGACAAAGAUCAACCAAAUGCCACAAGCUUCCUAUCGCAGAUCGGAACAUGAACAUACAUGGCGCACGCAGCAAGUCAUGA